AUGAAAACUCCUCCAAUCGCUUCUUCGCCAGAAAAUGCUUCAGUGCUGCGCUCAGACUUCUUUUGGGGCUUUGCAACAGCUGCAGCUCAAGUCGAAGGUGCUUGGGAUGCCGACGGGAAGGGCGACUCGAUAUGGGACAAGUUUUCGCGUAUCCCUGGCAGGGUCAUAGACGGAAGCACCAAUGCUGAUGCGACUUGUGCUUACGACCUGUAUAAAGACGACGUCCAGCUCCUGAAGAAGCUAGGUGUCAAUUCUUACCGUUUCAGUCUUGCGUGGAGUCGCAUUAUACCUCUGGGCGGCAAAGAUGAUCCGAUCAAUGAAGCUGGUCUCCAAUACUACAGCAACCUUGUCGACGAGCUAAUAGCUAACAACAUCACUCCCUUUGUCACUUUGUUCCAUUGGGACACCCCACAAGCGCUGGAAGACAGAUACGGCGGUAUGCUCGAUCAAGCCCGGUACACUCCAGACUUUGAACGUUAUGCUCGUGUCUGCUUCGCUGCUCUGGGCGAUCGCGUCAAGCACUGGAUCACCUACAACGAGCCAGGAGUUUACACGCUUGCUGGAUAUGCUGCGGGAGUUCACGCACCUGGUCGCUCUUCCCUUCCUGAGCGCGAUGAUCCUGGAGACAGCAGUACCGAGCCUUUCAUCGUCGCCCAUACCGAGCUAGUCAGUCACGCUCGUGCUGUCAAAAUUUAUCGCAAGGAGUUCAAGCCAACACAGAAAGGCGUUAUUGGUAUUACUCUCCACGGCAACUACAGCGCGCCUUGGGACGAGAAUGAUCCGAAAGACGUCGAGGCUGCUGACCGAGCUCAACAAUUCGAGAUUGCCUGCUUCGCUGAUCCGAUCUACGGUUCUGGUGAUUAUCCACCAUGUAUGAGAGACCAGCUCGGCGACCGUCUACCGCAUUUCACGCCUGAAGAGAAAGCACUUGUCAAAGGUUCUUCCGACUUCUACGGCAUGAAUAGCUACACCACAUUUUACGUUCGUCACCGCGACGAACCUGCUGACAUAAACGACCACAAGGGCAACAUUACUUUCCACGAUACCAACAAAGCUGGUGUGUCUCGCGGUGCAGAAAGCGAUACUCCUUGGCUUCGGAGCAAUCCUGCCGGCUUCCUCGCUUUGCUCCACUGGAUCUGGGAUCGCUAUCGAACUCCUAUCUACAUCACCGAAAACGGCACGACUGCUAAAGGUGAACAUGACUGGGAUCCUACAUCAGGCUUCUGGCUAGACGACACAUUCCGUCAAGACUUUUUCGAAGGCUAUGUGGGCGCUGUAGCAGAUGCAGUGAGAAGUGGUGUGGACAUAAGAAGUUACUUUGCCUGGACAUUCACAGACAACUGGGAGUGGGCUGCUGGCUACACUGAUCGUUUCGGUGGUUCUUGGGUUGACUUCGAGAGUAAAGAGAAGACUAGAUAUCCCAAGAAGUCGGCUUUUGAGCUGGGAAGGAUUUUCGAACAUUUGAUCAAGAAGAAUUAA
This is a messenger RNA of Aureobasidium subglaciale EXF-2481, 1479 nucleotides long. RefSeq names its product glycoside hydrolase family 1 protein. Lineage: Eukaryota; Fungi; Ascomycota; Dothideomycetes; Dothideales; Saccotheciaceae. The transcript has a single exon. Gene Ontology annotation, biological process: carbohydrate metabolic process. Gene Ontology annotation, molecular function: beta-glucosidase activity. The record is from RefSeq and is a predicted model, not a curated record. Bases 1 to 1479 code for a protein of 492 amino acids.